AGCCUCCCUCCAUUCCCAGCGGCCCCGCUCCCUCACCCAGGAACCACCUAUCAUCUCCGGAUUCUCUCCCAGGAGCUUCAAGUAGGGAUAUGUCCUCAGCACCAACCACUCCUCCAUCAGUGGAUAAAGUAGACGGAUUUUCUCGGAAGUCCGUCAGGAAAGCCAGACAGAAGAGGUCACAAAGUUCCUCACAGUUCAGGUCUCAGGGCAAGCCUAUUGAGUUAACACCUCUGCCUCUGCUGAAAGACGUUCCAUCCUCAGAGCAGCCUGAACUGUUCCUAAAGAAACUUCAGCAGUGCUGUGUAAUUUUUGACUUCAUGGACACGCUAUCAGAUCUUAAAAUGAAAGAAUACAAGCGCUCCACUCUUAAUGAACUGGUGGACUACAUUACAAUAAGCAGAGGCUGUUUGACAGAGCAGACUUACCCUGAAGUAGUUAGAAUGGUAUCUUGCAAUAUAUUCAGAACUCUCCCUCCUAGUGACAGCAAUGAAUUUGAUCCAGAAGAAGAUGAACCUACCCUUGAGGCAUCAUGGCCACAUUUACAGCUUGUAUAUGAAUUUUUCAUACGAUUUUUGGAAAGCCAAGAAUUCCAACCCAGCAUUGCCAAAAAAUACAUAGAUCAGAAAUUUGUAUUACAGCUUUUGGAACUAUUUGACAGUGAAGACCCUCGAGAACGAGACUACUUGAAAACGGUCUUACACAGAAUUUAUGGCAAGUUUCUUGGUCUUAGAGCAUUUAUCCGAAAACAGAUUAACAAUAUUUUUCUACGGUUUGUUUAUGAAACUGAACACUUCAAUGGUGUAGCUGAACUGCUGGAAAUAUUAGGAAGUAUUAUCAAUGGCUUUGCGUUACCUCUUAAGGCAGAACAUAAACAGUUUCUGGUGAAGGUAUUGAUUCCUUUACAUACAGUCAGGAGCUUAUCUCUCUUCCAUGCACAGUUGGCAUAUUGCAUAGUACAAUUUUUGGAGAAAGAUCCUUCACUCACAGAGCCAGUUAUUAGAGGGUUAAUGAAAUUCUGGCCUAAAACAUGUAGUCAAAAGGAGGUCAUGUUCCUUGGGGAGCUGGAAGAAAUUUUGGAUGUGAUUGAACCGUCACAGUUUGUUAAAAUUCAAGAACCAUUGUUUAAACAAAUUGCCAAGUGUGUAUCUAGCCCUCAUUUUCAGGUGGCAGAGAGGGCACUGUAUUAUUGGAAUAAUGAAUACAUCAUGAGUUUGAUAGAGGAAAACUCCAAUGUCAUCCUUCCCAUCAUGUUUUCCAGUCUCUAUAGGAUUUCCAAAGAACAUUGGAACCCGGCUAUUGUGGCUUUAGUGUACAAUGUAUUGAAGGCAUUUAUGGAAAUGAACAGCACCAUGUUUGACGAGUUAACAGCCACUUACAAGUCAGAUCGCCAGCGUGAGAAAAAGAAAGAAAAAGAACGUGAAGAAUUGUGGAAAAAACUGGAGGACCUGGAGUUAAAGAGAGGUCUUAGACGUGAUGGAAUAAUUCCAACUUAACAACAGCAAAAAAAAAAAAAAUUGACAACAGCAUUAUUAACCUGUGGAGUCACACAUUUAUGUAGUAGAAGAUGGAGCAACAGUUUUCUGUAUUGUGCAACUUUACAGUAGAUUUCACAUUUGUUUCAUUAUUACAACAGCACUGUAUAUACCUGUCUCUAAGUAAAGGAAAAAAAAUAAGGACUUAAAUCCAAAGUUUGGACAGUAGAUGGACUUCUCAGAACUUUGCAAACAUAAUCAUUGUUCUAACCCUACUUUAAAAGCAGUCUUCAGAGAUCUGUUGAUAAAAUUGCUAUGUUAAAAUUCCAUUGUCAGGAGUUCCUUAUUUAUCAUUAGCAGAGAGUAUGAUACAAUUUUCAAAUGUGAACAAUCUUAAAUUUAGCUUGUCUUUCUGCUAAAUUGUUAAAUGUAUUUAUAGUAAAAGGAAAAAAAAAAAGACUGUCAUUUCCUUAUAAGUUUGUGUAACAUCCUCCUUCUCUGGAUAACUUUACUGUAAUUUGACAUCUUUUCCUUUUGCACAUCUUCAUAAGUUGAAUGUCCACAAAGAACAGGGCCCGUGAAUACACAGGUCCCUGCUAAGGUUUUGUUUACUGGUGUGAGCGAGCAUCUUUCCAGUAACCAGGCUAGUCCUCAUACUCCUUCAGUUUUCACAUCAGGAGUAAAAUAUAGAGAGGUGAUAAACAUGGUAGGGAAGGGAAUUUUGGAUUCAUGCAUCAGUUUAUGAUGGAUCCAAAUCAAUGUCUUGAAUCCUUUUGAAAACAGGCACUGGUACAUCACAGACUUCAGUACCUAAUCAGUAUUAGUUAUGUGCAUCAUUGAACACAUAUACCAGAGCCAUUUUAGAAAUGGCUGAAAUACAUCUUUUUGGACCACUUUGAAAUAAUAAAGACAAACACUAAACAGUACAACCGUGAAAUUGAUCUCCAGGGAUUACAGAUCUAAUUGGGAAAAGAGUUGAGCAAACAGUUUGGACUGUUUGGAGUUGUUGCCUUACUUUUUAAUAUGUAUUUAUAAAGUAUUCCAGCAAAAGAGGAUGUAGCCUCUGGAAAAAUGUUACAGUGUUUUUGUAGACUCUAGUUGAAUUUCUCAUCCCAGCGCCAGCCCUGUUUUUAGCUGGAAAGGAUUCAGGAUAACAUUAUUAUGCAUUCUGAAUCAGAUGCUUAUUCCUAACUACUGUAUUUGUUACCAAAAGUGGUUCUACAAAUGCUACUGAAAAAAAAAAUCUGGAAAUUCCUUAUGUCCUGAGUAUUAAUAAUAAAGUUUAAAAAUGCUUUUA
Molecule: messenger RNA, 2769 nt
Organism: Gracilinanus agilis (Agile Gracile Mouse Opossum)
Lineage: Eukaryota; Metazoa; Chordata; Mammalia; Didelphimorphia; Didelphidae
Gene: PPP2R5E
Product: protein phosphatase 2 regulatory subunit B'epsilon
Exons: 14
Coding region: 90-1493 (467 amino acids)
Biological process (GO): signal transduction; protein dephosphorylation
Cellular component (GO): protein phosphatase type 2A complex; cytosol; nucleus
Molecular function (GO): protein phosphatase activator activity
Source: RefSeq, a predicted model, not a curated record